AUGGUCCAGAAGAAGAAUGCCAUUUUGGUGGAUGGGGUCAUCCUAAAUGGUCCAAUAAUGGACUCAAAAGCAGGAGAGAAGUUUGUGGAAGAGGCCUGUAAGAUUAUAAUGGAAGAAGUUAUCCAGAAAGCUGACGACGCAACAGAAAAGGUUUGUGAAUGGCAAGCUCCCGAAACACUGAAGCAGAUUCUUGACCUGGAAAUGAGGGACACUGGAGAAUCUCAUCAGAAACUCUUGCAACUCUGCCGGGAUGUUAUACAGUACAGCGUCAAAACCAGUCAUCCGAGAUUUUUCAAUCAACUGUAUGCUGGAAUAGAUUAUUACUCAUUAGUGGCUCGUUUCAUUACAGAAGCGCUGAACCCGAGUGUAUACACAUAUGAAGUAUCCCCUGUGUUUCUGUUAGUGGAAGAAGCAGUCAUCAAGAAAAUGAUUGAGUUCAUAGGCUGGGAAGAAGGUGAUGGUAUAUUUAAUCCAGGUGGCUCUGUUUCUAAUAUGUAUGCUAUGAACUUAGCAAGAUACAAGUUUUGUCCUGAGAUAAAGGAAAAAGGGCUUUCAGGUUUGCCAAGACUAGUCCUGUUCACUUCGGAAGAGUGUCAUUACUCCAUGAAAAAGGCAGCCUCCUUCCUGGGUGUUGGUACAGAGAAUGUUUACUUCAUCAAAACAGAUGAAAGAGGUAAGAUGAUACCUGAGGAACUGGAGAAACAAGUCCAGCGGGCCAGGAAAGAGGGGUCAGCACCAUUUCUUGUCUGUGCUACAGCAGGCACAACAGUGCUGGGAGCAUUUGAUCCUCUGGAUAAAAUUGCCGAUAUCUGUGAAAAGUAUGGCCUCUGGCUUCAUGUUGACGCUUCUUGGGGAGGCUCGGCUUUGAUAUCAAGAAAGCAUUGCAGACUUCUUCAUGGCAUCCACAGGGCAGAUUCUGUUGCCUGGAAUCCCCACAAAAUGCUACUGGCAGGAAUCCAGUGCUGUGCUCUUCUGGUGAAAGACAACUCUGGCCUCCUGAAGAAGUGUUACUCUGCCGAGGCCGCAUACCUAUUCCAGCAGGACAAGUUCUACGAUGUCAGCUAUGACACUGGUGACAAGUCCAUUCAGUGCAGCAGACGUCCAGAUGCGUUCAAAUUCUGGCUGAUGUGGAAAGCACUGGGAACCACAGGCCUCGAGGAGAGAGUAAACAGGGCACUGGCUUUGGCUAGAUACCUAGUUGAGGAAAUUAAGAAAAGAGAGGGAUUCCAGCUGCUUUUGGAGCCUGAGUAUGCAAAUGUUUGCUUUUGGUACAUUCCACCAAGCUUAAGAAAAAUGGAGGAUGGACCCGAAUUUUGGCAGAAGCUACACCAG
This is a messenger RNA of Nestor notabilis (Kea), 1332 nucleotides long. It is a transcript of the gene GADL1, whose product is annotated as glutamate decarboxylase-like 1. The transcript is spliced from 13 exons. Gene Ontology annotation, cellular component: cytoplasm. Gene Ontology annotation, molecular function: pyridoxal phosphate binding; carboxy-lyase activity. Gene Ontology annotation, biological process: carboxylic acid metabolic process. NCBI's taxonomy places the organism in Eukaryota, Metazoa, Chordata, Aves, Psittaciformes, Psittacidae. The annotation marks the transcript as partial. The record is from RefSeq and is a predicted model, not a curated record.